GCCUGCCGGGACGGUGGGGGUUUCCGGUCUUGGCUUUGGCGGGAGCGCUUGGAAGCUUUGGUCGUAGAGCGAAACGAUGUCUCAGGAACGGGCGGUCCCAGCGAGCGCGGUUGCCCUGGAAGAAUUAAGUAGCUGGCCGGAGGAGGUCUGCCGCCGGGAACUGCCGUCUGUCCUGCCUCGGCUCCUUUCUAUGUAUCAGCAUUCUGACAAUUGGAUUGAGCAUAUUCAAAUUCUGAAAAUUAUUGUAGAAAUGUUUUUACCUCAUAUGAACCACCUGACAUUGGAACAGACUUGCUUUUCACAAGUGCUGCCAAAGACUGUAAAGUUAUUUGAUGACAUGAUGUUUGAGUUAACCAGUCAAGCCAGAGGACUAUCGAGCCAAAAUUUAGAAAUCCAGACCACUCUAAGAAAUAUUUUACAGACGAUGGUACAGCUAUUAGGAACUCUUACAGGAUGUGUUCAACAUGUCUGUACCACGCAGGAAUCCAUCAUUCUAGAAAAUAUUCAUAGUCUCCCCUCCUCAAUCCUACAUGUAAUCAAAAGUACAUUUGUACAUUGUAAGAAUAGUGAAUCUGUCUAUUCUGGACGUUUACACCUAGUCUCAGACCUUCUGCAGGCGCUUUUCAAAGAGGCUUAUUCCCUUCAGAAGCAGCUAAUGGAACUGCUGGAUAUGGUUUGCAUGGACCCUUUGAUAGAUGAGAAUGAUGAUAUUUUGGAUAUGGUAGUAGUUAUUCAUUCAUUGUUGGAUAUCUGCUCUGUUAUUUCCAGUAUGGACCAUGCAUUCCAUGCCAAUACUUGGAAAUUUAUAAUUAAGCAGAGCCUUAAGCACCAGUCUGUUAUAAAGAGUCAGCUGAAACACAAAGAUAUAAUUACUAGCUUGUGUGAAGACAUUCUUUACUCCUUCCAUUCUUGUUUACAGUUAGCUGAGCAGAUGACCCAGUCAGAUUCGCAGGAUAAUGCUGACUGCCGAUUAUUUCAGAAAACACUCAAAUUGUGUCGUUUCUUUGCCAACUCACUUUUGCACUAUACUAAGGAAUUUCUUCCUUUCCUCUCUGAUUCUUGCUGUACAUUGCACCAGCUUUAUCUUCAGAUACAUAGUAAGUUUCCUCCAAGCCUGUAUGCUGCUGGGAUUUCUAAAGCAGAACAGGAGGAAAUAAUAGGUGCUUUCCUGGUUAUACUGGAUUCACUCGUCAGUCAGCUCCUCACAUUCCAACCUUUUGUGGAAGUGGUUUUGGAUAGUAAAUUAGAGCUGCCAUGUGAACUACAGUUUCCACAGUGUCUACUGUUGGUUGCCAUCAUGGAUAUGCUGCCCUCUCAGCCUGAGGAUGUACAAACACUGUGGUGCACAGAGAGUCACGGCUCAGAACCUACAGCCAGGAUGUCUCUCCUCAAAGCCAUUUUCUCCAGUUUUGAGCAGUGUUCUGGUGAACUCUCUCUACCUGUUCAUUUACAGGGAGUGAAGAGUAAAGGGCAAGCCCAGGUUGCUGUCACCUUGUAUCAGCAUGUUUGCGUUCAUCUGUGUGCAUUUAUUGCUUCCUUUCAUCCCUCACUGUUCCCUGAACUGGAUACUGCUCUGUUGAAUGCUGUGCUUGGUGCUAAUAUGAUCACCUCUUUGUUAGCUAUGGAUGCGUGGUGCUUCCUUGCUCGAUAUGGGACUGCUGAACUAUGUGCCCACCAUGUGACCAUAGUGGCUCAUCUGAUAAAAUCUUGCCCUGGAGAAUGUUAUCAGCUCACCAACCUAUCAGUACUUUUGAGGCGUCUCUUCUUCUUCAUGGCACCACCCCAACAGGUGGAGUUUAUCCAGAAAUUUUCCCCAAAAGACACAGAAAAUCUGCUUCUGUGGCAAUAUAUCUCCUUUCAGGCUUUACCUGCUGAGCUCAGGAAACAAACUGCACAUGAGGUCAGCAGAGUCGGCAUUGCACAGUGCAAGAAAUGGCUAGGCAGCAGUCGCACAGUGGGAGAACUUGAGUCUCUGAACACUGUGCUCUCUGCUUUGCUUGCUGUAUGUAAUUCUGCUAGUGAAGCUCUGGAUAUUGGACAGCAAACUGUGGUUAAGGACAUUGGGAAUCAGCUUUGGGCUCUUUUAAACAUUAAACUGGUAACAAGUCAACCUUAUGUUCAACAGACACUCAGCCUUUUACUUCCACUGCUGGGAUUUUUCACUCAAACUCUAGAUCCUCAGCUGAUAAGUCAGGUAGUAUCUUUGCAGACCUCACUACUUAAGUUAGAGCCUCCUGACCAUGUUCGUUUGGCAGCUCUUGAUUUUCUGUCUUCUCUAGGAAAACUUUUUAUACCUCCAGCUAUCCAGGACAAAAUUCUGCCCAACCUAUCUUCUAUUUUUGCCUUACUGCUAGCUGACAGGAAUUGGCUACUUGAACAACACACCUUGGAGGCAUUUACUCAGUUUGCCGAGGAAACAAAUCAUGAAGAGAUUGUUCCACAGUGUCUCACUUCUGAAGAAACAAAGAAAAAAGUUGUCUCUUUUCUGGAGAAGAUGGGGUUUGUAAAUGAAACUACAGCUGCCAGAGUGGAACGUAUCAAACAGGAAAAAGGUAUUUUUUGGAAGCCCUUUGCUAACGUUACUGUAGAAGAAGCAAAGAGGUCAUCUUUACAGCCUUAUGCGAAAAGAGCCCGUCAUGAUGCGAAAAGAGCCCAGCAUGAGUGUUCCUUGGAAGAAGAGUACAGGUCAGCACUGCAAGCAGCCACAGGGGCCUUGGAGGCAAUUGAGUUAUUACUCCAAAAGUCUCCUCCUCCAGACUGGCUUCUUGUGAAAAUGGAGACACUCCAAGAAAGGAUUGAUAAGCUGAAAUGUCAUGUUUUCUAGGGUAAAAAUUGAAUGGACUGGACCAUUUUCACUCAGUAGAGCUAGGUAUGAUUUUUUUGUUGUCCUACAGUAUAUUUUGUAAAUCAAAGUGUUGAUGUAAUUAUGUUUGUACAUUUUCCAACACAUAAAACUUUUAUAAAUUUGAA
Phacochoerus africanus (Common warthog) is the source of this 2970-nucleotide messenger RNA. It is a transcript of the gene FIRRM, whose product is annotated as FIGNL1 interacting regulator of recombination and mitosis. NCBI's taxonomy places the organism in Eukaryota, Metazoa, Chordata, Mammalia, Artiodactyla, Suidae. The record is from RefSeq and is a predicted model, not a curated record. The coding region runs from base 77 to 2824 and encodes 915 amino acids. The transcript has 24 exons.